Molecule: messenger RNA, 1256 nt
Organism: Pelodiscus sinensis (Chinese soft-shelled turtle)
Lineage: Eukaryota; Metazoa; Chordata; Testudines; Trionychidae
Gene: MYOZ2
Product: myozenin 2
Cellular component (GO): actin cytoskeleton; Z disc
Molecular function (GO): telethonin binding; FATZ binding; actin binding
Source: RefSeq, a predicted model, not a curated record
GGAAAACACCACCAGAUCAAUCACAAUGUUAUCACAUUCUGCCAUGGUCAAAGAGAGGAAACAACAAGCAUCAGACAUUAUGAAGGAAAUCCACAGAAAUGAAGCUGCCUAGAUGUGCCACAAAAUACGCCAUUGGUUACAGAGAACUUUGAAUCCUAGCUCUGCAGGAUUCAGAUCAAGGACAAUGUGUGUCUGAGGGAACAGCGGGGCCCAAAAUAUUUAACAUUCAGAAUGGAGCAGAUGAUUGACAGAGGAUCAGAUGAACUAAACUGAAUUUUCUCCACUUUAUUCCCCCAAAAUUUCAACAUGGGCCAAGUUCUAGGCAGUAGACUAAAAGAGUCAGAUGGCCUAGACCUUGGAAAGAAAAUCAGCAUCCCCAGAGACAUCAUGGUGGAGGAACUAUCAAUGCUCAGCAACAGAGGUGCAAGACUAUUUAAGAUGCGUCAAAGGAGAUCUGACAAGUACACCUAUGAAAACUAUCAUUAUUUAGCAAAUAAGCAAAGGAAUCGCAGUGAACCCAUGCAAAUUCUUAAAAUGGAAACUAGAAAUGCUGAAGUCAGCCAACAGCAUGCACCAAUGACACCUCCUAAUACACCUGACCCACGGAGCCCACCAAAUCCUGAAAGCAUUGCACCAGGAUAUUCUGGACCACUAAAGGAAAUUCCUCCUGAGAGGUUCAACACUACUUCUGUGCCAAAAUAUUAUCAGUCCCCCUGGAUAGAAGCCAUCAGCAAUGACCCAGAGUUGUUGGAGGCUUUAUACCCUAAACUCUUUAAGCCUGAAGCAAAGCCAGAGCUACCUGACUACAGGAGCUUUAACAGAGUUGCGACUCCAUUUGGUGGUUUUGAGAGAGCAUCAAAGCUGGUUAAAUUCAAGGUACCAGAUUUUAAUCUACUUCUGCUAAAUGAUCCCAGGUUCAUGAUCCUCGCUAACCCUCUUUCUACAAGGAGGUCCUUUAACAGGACCCCUAAGGGAUGGACGUCUGAGAAUAUUCCCAUAGUGUUCAUCCAGCCUUCGGAUUCCAACACUGUUCCAGAAACCGAUGACCUGUGAAAGGGAAGCUGUUGUUUUAUAUUUGAUACAAAAUGCUGAAAGCUGACCAUAAAAAUCAGCAUGUUAUUAUUUUGACUUUAAUAGAACCUACUUGCCACAGCCUCCCCGGUAGCUGGAAUCUAACUACUAACUUCUGAUACAGUAACCUUUUUCGUGACUUUAAUUUCAUCUACAGACCUAAUAUAAAUAAAAUAAUUUGGCAA